UUCACCUAACCUCAAACCAGAAAGCACCUUUAUGAGCUCUUUAGUCAUCUUUAACAUAGUAUGUAUAAAAUGAUUGUAAUAAAUGUUGUGACUCCAUAUUGUGCUUGUCCUCCAAUAGAACAUAUUUUGAAUCCUUUUCUAUGAUAAGAAGUGCGUUUCAUCAUCGUCAGGACUAUUGAUCUAUUUUUGUCACUCUUUUUUUUCAUCCGUAUCAUGAUUACGAUGAUGAACCCCUUGCGCACUUCAUCACUUCUGUUCCUCUUACUACUGUUUUUUCCACCAAUAAUGUGUAAACAUUUUCUACCAGUUGUUAUGUGGCAUGGAAUGGGUGAUAACUAUCUCGGGCUUUCAGGCAUCAAGUCUUUCAUUCAGAGUAAUGUUCCCUCUAACGCUAGUAUUUUUGUUCAUUCUCUCCGAAUUGGAAACACGGUUUUAGAGGACACAGAGAAUGGAUACCUCUUGAAUGCAAAUAAGCAAGUUGAAUUUGUGUGUAAGGAGUUACUUUCAAUGCCAGAGAUGGAAGAUGGUUACAAUGCAAUAGGUUUCUCUCAAGGCUCCCAGUUUUUGAGAGCUGUUGCCCAAAGAUGCCCAAAGCCAGCAAUGAGAAGUCUAAUAACUUUAGGGGGUCAGCACCAAGGAGUUUAUGGCAUACCCCACUGUCCAGAUGGAGAUAAAUAUUGCAAUUACAUCCGGAGACUCCUGAACUUUGGAGCUUAUUGGGAUUGGAUGCAGGAGGAUUUUGUUCAAGCUGAAUAUUGGCAUGACCCAUUGGAUGAGGACACCUACCGAAAAAAAAGUAUCUUCCUAGCUGACAUUAAUAAUGCACUGACAAUCAAUGAACUUUACAGAACAAAUUUGAAAAGACUGAAAAAUUUUGUAAUGGUUAGAUUUAAUAAUGACACAAUGGUCAAUCCUGUUGAGUCGGAAUGGUUUGGAUUUUAUACUCCUGGACAAGCAACUGAAAUUACCCCUCUUAUCAAAAGCAGCCUUUUUGAUAAAAAUUCGGACCCAUUGGGAUUAAGAUGGCUCAGUGAUAAUGGGAGGCUGAAAUUUCUUGAAGUCGAUGGCAAUCACUUGCAAUUCACCAAGAAAUGGUUCCUAGCAAACAUUUUGAAGCCUUACAUUUACACUGAUUCUGACUGAAAUUUUCAGUCUAAAAAUAAGUUACUUUGCAAGGAUGUGAUUUAGGUAGUAAGAUUACUUAGGGACAUCUUAGUAAAUUUUGUGAUUUUUUUACAAGAACUUAUUCUUUUUUUUUUACAUAAAGUAGAUUGUCCAUUGGUUUAGUUUUUCA
Bemisia tabaci is the source of this 1294-nucleotide messenger RNA. It is a transcript of the gene Ppt1, whose product is annotated as Palmitoyl-protein thioesterase 1. Gene Ontology annotation, cellular component: lysosome. The record is from RefSeq and is a predicted model, not a curated record. Gene Ontology annotation, biological process: receptor-mediated endocytosis; protein depalmitoylation. NCBI's taxonomy places the organism in Eukaryota, Metazoa, Arthropoda, Insecta, Hemiptera, Aleyrodidae. Gene Ontology annotation, molecular function: palmitoyl-(protein) hydrolase activity.